AUGGCAUUGGAGACAGAAGAAUCUGAUGGAAUUGAAGAAGAAAUUUCAAAGAUAGAAAAAGGUCUUGUAAGCACCUCUCAUAACCCAGGAACCAAUACAAGCGAUGAUUUUCGUUCAUCAGCUGCACCCCCAAGCCUCCCUCAAAAGUUGAUUGCAGAGUUGAUUGGUACGUACUUUGUGAUAUUUGCUGGGUGUGGUUCGGUGGCUGUGAACAAAAUAUAUGGGAACGUCACGUUUCCUGGCGUAUGUGUAACAUGGGGUCUCAUUGUCAUGGCCAUGAUAUAUUCAGUCGGCCAUAUUUCUGGGGCACACUUCAAUCCGGCCGUCACCAUCACCUUCGCCGUCCUUCGCCGGUUAUCUUUCCGGGAGGUCCCAUUAUAUAUAGUAGCUCAACUAUUGGGAUCAACCAUGGCUAGCGGCACAAUUGCUGUACUUCUUGAUAUAACCCCAAAAGCUUACUUUGGAACUGUUCCAGUUGGAUCUAACGGCCAGUCCUUGGUCUUUGAAAUUAUCAUCUCCUUCCUCUUGAUGUUUGUCAUCUCUGGAGCUUCCACAGAUAGUAGAGCGAUUGGUGAUCUAGCUGGGGUUGCCGUUGGAAUGACAAUACUAUUAAAUGUCUUCAUUGCUGGGCCAGUUUCAGGGGCUUCGAUGAACCCGGCGAGGAGCUUAGGGCCAGCGAUUGUGAAGCAUGUGUACAAAGGGUUAUGGGUGUAUAUAGUGGGACCAAUAACUGGAUGCCUUGCAGGAGGAUUUGCAUAUAAUUUCAUCAGGUCCAAACCACUCGCCAGUUGA
Molecule: messenger RNA, 792 nt
Organism: Prunus dulcis (almond)
Lineage: Eukaryota; Viridiplantae; Streptophyta; Magnoliopsida; Rosales; Rosaceae
Product: probable aquaporin NIP-type
Exons: 5
Coding region: 1-792 (263 amino acids)
Biological process (GO): transmembrane transport
Cellular component (GO): membrane
Molecular function (GO): channel activity
Source: RefSeq, a predicted model, not a curated record